Messenger RNA from Cyclopterus lumpus (lumpfish), 2414 nucleotides. RefSeq names its product ras-related protein Rab-11B-like. Gene Ontology annotation, molecular function: GTP binding; GTPase activity. Bases 117 to 773 code for a protein of 218 amino acids. The transcript has 5 exons. Lineage: Eukaryota; Metazoa; Chordata; Actinopteri; Perciformes; Cyclopteridae. Gene Ontology annotation, cellular component: recycling endosome. The record is from RefSeq and is a predicted model, not a curated record. Gene Ontology annotation, biological process: exocytosis.
CCUCCACAUUUUGAGGGCGGUGCCUACCUACUAGCUGCCGGGGUAGGCUGGGCUGUUGUUGUUUGUGGAGGAAAAGUACUUUUUUAAAAAAAAGUGCAACAAACUACUCUUCCAAAAUGGGAACCCGAGACGACGAAUACGACUAUUUGUUCAAAGUCGUGCUCAUCGGCGACUCCGGCGUGGGGAAGAGUAACCUGCUGUCGCGGUUCACGAGGAAUGAGUUCAACCUGGAGAGCAAGAGCACCAUCGGGGUGGAGUUCGCCACCCGCAGCAUCCAAGUGGACGGCAAGACGAUAAAGGCUCAGAUUUGGGACACGGCCGGACAGGAACGCUACAGAGCGAUCACCUCGGCGUAUUACCGGGGGGCCGUCGGCGCGCUCCUGGUUUACGACAUCGCCAAGCACCUGACGUACGAGAACAUCGAGCGCUGGCUGAAGGAGCUGAGGGACCACGCCGACAACAACAUCGUCAUCAUGCAGGUCGGGAACAAGAGCGACCUCCGCCACCUCAGGGCCGUGCCCACCGACGAGGCUCGAGCCUUCGCAGAAAAGAACGCUAUCUCAUUUAUUGAAACCUCCGCCUUGGACUCCACUAAUGUAGAAGAAGCCUUUAAGAACAUUCUCACAGAAAUCUACCGCAUUGUGUCUCAGAAGCAAAUAUCGGACCGAUCUGCACACGAUGAGUCUCCGGGCAACAACGUAGUGGACAUAAGCCUCCCCCCGACCACGGACGGCCAGAGGGGCAGCAAACUCCCCUGCUGCCAAAGCCUGUGACGCUCGCGUUUCCUCUUCCUGUUUUGACUUUCUGUCGGUCUGUUCAUCUCUUCACCUCCGGUUUACUUCAGUUGUCAUGCUGCUGUCGGCACGAAGCCCUCGUGGGUUCAAAAGUCUGUGACACCAAGACUCCUCCUGUACUUGACAUUCCUUUUUUUUUUUCUGUUUUACUUCUUUUGUUUUGUUUUUUUUUGUUUUUUUAUCUCCUUUCCUCUUAAUUCUCCAUUCUCAGAAGAACCUGUCUACAAGAAUUUACGGCCUGUGACGGACAGGAGGACAGAGUGCAAAGCUCUCGUGAAGUCGAGCCUCAGUUAACUAGCCUUUAUGGUCCUAUUGAGCUGCUCCUGUUGAAGGAAUGGUGAGGGAUCAGUAGACCCGUGUGUCAGCGCUUCAAGUGGUUUGUUCCCUUCUUUUUGUUGUUGUUUUUUUUUCCUCUCUCACCUCCCAAUGACACAGACUCUUACCAUGAUCAGCUGCUACAGUGGAAAUCCCAUUUUCAUGUCUGGUUGACCCGAUUCUGCCUGUCGCGCAGCGCGGGUGUAGAAGAGAUGAGAAGAAGGUACCACUGGAGUAUUUGAUGUGUCCUCUGCUCUCUCUGGAUUUUCUAUUUGCCUCCUCUUUUUUUUUUUUUUUUUAGUUUCCCUCUUCGAGCCCCGUGCCCACUGUGGUAUGAAAUUAGCAUGAGCCAGGGACCAGACUGGCUGUGACUGGCUAACUUUAUUAUGGGCAAGCGUGACAGAAAUGAAGUGAUUUUUAUUUGUCUGUGCGUGCGUGCGUGUGCGUGUGUGUGUGUGUGUUAGUCGGUCUUGGGCCACGGAGAUACCAAAGACGGAUGCAAUCUUACCGGUUUUUGGUGUUUUCCCAUUUAAACGUGUUCAAGGCUGCUAAAGUUGCAUUUCAUUGCUGUAUUUGGCGAACCAAUCCAUGCUAUUUGCUAAAAGAUCUGUACCGCAAAAUAGCUUAAAUUAAUGUUAGAAAUUGUCUUGUGUGUGUGAUUUAUUUUUGUGUGUGAUUUAAUAGCAUCAGCCUGGAUCAAAUUUGGCUGAGGUCAAAAUCUUUCUUUUUAACAAGCUGUCAGGGGGGGGGGGGAUGAAAAUCUCUUUUGCACUUAUGUCCCAUCAUUUCAGCGGAAUAAAUCACCAUUUAUUAUUUUUUUCUUUCAUUUAAAAAAAAAAAACCAACUAAAACAUAAUUUUGCUGUUGGUUGUAAAGACAAAUAACACUAAAUGUGGUGUAUUUUGUCUAUUUUUUUUUUUUUAAACUGCGUUUUCCUCACAUCCACCCUUUUUUUUCAUCUGAGUGUGACAUCUGGUAAAGGGAAGUGUGUAAUCUGAGAACAUUUAAAUGGAACAUAAACCAAUAUAAAAUACUGUAUGUAACGCUUUCACUCCAAGCGAGCUGGGAAAGUGGAUCUGAAAAACUGAAAUGCAAAUUUGUUUGUGUGCUUGGCUGAAACGCCUCUUAUUCACUCAUCUGGGAGAAAUGCUUUUGUGCGUUAUUGAUUUGAUGCAUUAUGAAACUUCACAUUUCUUCCAACAAAAAAAAAAUAUGUAAAGGACAGCAAACUUGUUUUUUUUUGUUGUUCAUUUGCAUUACACAGAAAAUACUGAAGCUUAAAUAAACCUAACUCACGUAACCGUA